CUGACAUUCAAGGCUCCAGCUGAAGCUCUCAACAUGCGACUUCGCAGCCGCAGGUGAUAAUACUAAGUACGACUGCAGGCUGAGUGCUAGGCGCAUGUAGUGUGCGUAUUGCACAGUCAAAGCAAGGUUGCAAGAAAAUACGCAGGUGCAGAGAAAGAGUAAUGAUGGGCACUUUUCAAUAGUCGCGUAACCUACGCAGGAGCAUGUUGGUCAAACAUUACCAGCAGUGCCAAUUCCACGUGGAACACUGCUCUCUACUUCUCAGGGUAGCAACUGCAGGCUUGUUGAGUGGCACGGCGCAGUGUGGUGAAGGGAGCAAGUCCGUCAUAGGCGUUACCAGCCAGCUACCUCGUCGGCCAGCCUUGCAGAACGCAAAGUAGAGAACAGAGCGAGCUGAACAUGGAAUUUGCGACAAUGUAACUUGAAGUGCGAGAACGUAGAUGAUACCAACGAUCAACAGCUGCCCACAACAAACAAAUCAAAGCAAACGAUGUG
Messenger RNA from Macroventuria anomochaeta, 495 nucleotides. RefSeq lists its product as uncharacterized. NCBI's taxonomy places the organism in Eukaryota, Fungi, Ascomycota, Dothideomycetes, Pleosporales, Didymellaceae. Bases 204 to 380 code for a protein of 58 amino acids. The record is from RefSeq and is a predicted model, not a curated record. The transcript has a single exon.